This is a messenger RNA of Arvicanthis niloticus (Nile rat), 2059 nucleotides long. RefSeq names its product HDGF like 1 (gene Hdgfl1). NCBI's taxonomy places the organism in Eukaryota, Metazoa, Chordata, Mammalia, Rodentia, Muridae. The record is from RefSeq and is a predicted model, not a curated record.
UUCUCAAGAAGGAAGCGUUGCCAGCGUCCUCGAGAUGCUCCGGCUGCGCAUGCACACUCAGCCCAGUGGCCUGAGCAGACUUGGUAGUCAGCUUCCGGUCGCCAAGACGGGGACCAGAGCACACGCCAUGUCUUGCUUCAGCAGCCCUAAAUACAAGACCGGGGACCUGGUGUUUGCCAAGUUAAAGGGCUAUGCCCACUGGCCAGCGAGGAUCGAACAUGUCGCUGAACCCAACCGCUACCAGGUGUUCUUCUUCGGGACCCAUGAGACCGCCCUGCUGGGCCCCAAGCACCUGUUCCCUUAUGAGGAGUCCAAGGAGAGGUUCGGCAAGCCCAACAAGAGGCGCGGCUUCAGCGAGGGGCUUUGGGAGAUCGAGCACGACCCUAUGGUUGAGGCCUCCUCUUGCCUGUGCCCAGAAGAGGAUCAGCUCUGCGCCGAGGAGCUAGGGCCGGCAGAGGAGCCGGAGCCAAGGCAGGAGCUGGAGCCGGAAUUCAGGCCUGAGCUGGAAUCCAGGCCUGAGCUGGAGGCAGAGCCGAGGCCUGAGACCGAGUGUGAGCAGGAGCCCGAGCCCCAGCCUGCCUAUGACCUGCUGGACGCCAUCGAGGAGCCGGGUCUUGCCGAGCCUGAGCCAGAUCAGCAAGCCGAGCAGGUGCAAGAGCAGCAUCCUGAAGCUGAAACCGAAGCCGAAGCCGAAGCCGAAGCCGAGGCCGAAGCCGAAGCCGAAGCUGAAGCUGAGGCUGAGGCCCAAGCGGAGGAGCCCGGGAGCCUGAAGAGGAGCGCGGAGGACGAACUGCCUCAUAGUCCUCCCAAACGGCCCAGGGAGGCGGCGCCUGGCGCGCUGGAGAUGGAGCCGGCUGGAGAGCGCGAGGCUGAGGCCUUCCCCUUCGUGGAGGAGCCCGACCAAGCCCAGGAGCAGCAGCCUCCGCUGGAGGAAGAGGCCACAAAAGAGGCGGUCCAGAGCCUGAUCAUUGCAGAAACCGGAGGACUGUAGUCACGGUGUCUGUAGAAGAGCCCUCUCUCUAUCUACCUGUUCCAGGAGCCACCUGGCUGUGGCUUGGGAAACCCACUAGGGCCCAGUCUUCAUCCCAGUCCACCUCUCCUUCAUUCACUCACCUUCGACGGCCUAAAUUCUUGGCAUGAAGGGACAGGCCAGUUGACAUCAAGUUCGUGGCUUAAGUCAUGGCCACCCUUCCCACCCUAAACUCUUAGGGACAUUCUGGACCUCCGCCUAGGAACCAGGAGUGAAGGGGGUGGAAGAUAAAGAGCAAGGGCAACAUUCAAUGGUCUGGAAAGGCAGUCUAUAACUAUGGUGAUGCUAGUCUACCCCACAUCUACCCUGAGUGCCUGUCUCCUCCUCCCAUAAUUCCCUUCGCAGUUUUAUAGGUUUGAGGAAAGUGAGACAGCAGUGUCCAGUAAAUAUUUUUGUUAUCCCAGCCACUUUCCUUUUCUUUCUUUCUUUUUUUUUUUUUCUAAAACCAUUGGGGCUCCCAAGUCAUAAGAUCCGAAGACUUUGCCUGCCCUUUUGGGUUGAAGAGGUGAGACAGUAUCUUUUCCACAUCUCUUGGGCCACUGAGGAGACUUUUGAUGCUCCUUUGAAUCCACCGUGGAGCCCCAAGCCUUUAGUCAUACAUAUAUCACUUAGACGUAAGAAUACUUUAGAAACCAUCUUUAUUUUAAGAGGAAUUUUAUUACAUUUAGAACAGUCUUUGGUUGUAACUUGUAAUUUUCCUGUGGCCAGUGGCAUAUCCCUUUUUGUUUGGGGUUUGAUGACCUGCCUGUUGUUAAGGCUUUGCUUUCCUUAAGGUGCUAUUUCUAUCUGCACAUCAGAACCUGGGCCCCUCAAUAUUGUCACCUACUACAAAAUGUACUGAGAAGUUGAGUGUCCCUUCCCAGCCUCUUCUGUCUCUGUGUACCUUUGUACCUGUACCCUCUUGGCCCUGCUCUUUCCCCUUGGGCUCUGAUGAAAAGAAAAAAAUUAUAGCUAUAUCUUUGGAGGUUUAGAUCUGAAAACCGUAGACUAUUUCAGUUCUAGCAAAUAAAACCGUUGAUUACUUUAAAA